GCCACGUAGAGUGAGCUAGUGGACGCCACGUAGGAUUACUUGGACAACCGAAAUCUCCGAUUACCUGAUUAGGUUAACCUCCGUUUUAAAACACUGCAGAAUUCUCAGAGAAGCCGCCGCAAAAAGAAAGAAAAAAACCCUAAAGAUGGAUGAAGAAAGCAAGGUGAAGAUCGAGGAAACGGUACGAGAGAUUCUGAAGGAAUCCGACAUGACGGAGAUGACAGAGUUCAAGGUCCGUAAUCUCGCUUCGGAGAAACUCGGCAUCGAUCUCUCAGACAAAUCUCACAAGGCUUUUGUUCGCGGUAUCGUCAAAUCAUUCCUCGAAGAAGUGGAAUCGAAACAACAAGAACAGGACAAUCAAGAGGAGGUAGUAGAAGAAGAAGAAAGAGGUAAGGGAAACAAAGAGUUCGACGAUGACGGUGACCUCAUCAUUUGCCGACUUUCGGAUAAGAGGAGAGUGACGAUUCAGGAGUUUAAAGGAAAGAGUUUGGUUUCCAUCAGAGAGUAUUACAAGAAAGACGGCAAAGAGCUUCCUUCUUCUAAAGGAAUAAGCUUAACAGAUGAGCAAUGGUCAACGUUCAAGAAAAAUAUUCCAGCCAUCGAAGCUGCUGUCAAGAAAAUGGAAUCGCGUGUUUGAACCACUUGUGAUUGAUUCUACUUUCAAAAACAUGUGCUUAAGUGCUUGCCGAAUCAGUAGUGCGAAUGUGUUAUUGUCUAAUGUACUGUAACUGGAUUACUCUUUUGUUUUUUUCUCGAAUUCGUCGUUAUGUGUACUUCGUCGAGGACCUGGCAAAUGUAUGACACUAUCAUCAGUAGGAGUAUCCAUAUCGGUUUAACCGAUUCCAACCAAAACCUAGUACAGCUCUUUUAAUUUAUUUUUUA
Eruca vesicaria subsp. sativa (arugula) is the source of this 882-nucleotide messenger RNA. The record is from the annotation of a GenBank genome assembly. Lineage: Eukaryota; Viridiplantae; Streptophyta; Magnoliopsida; Brassicales; Brassicaceae.